AUGCAUGAUGCGUACGUGGUCGGUGAGAACGUUCACCAGUUCUAUGUGCGCGAGGAAGAUGAGGGACACAGUGUGAUCGAGAUUGUCUGGCUCGGCCCCAAGGGUGGUGGUGGCGGUGGUCUCAGCGAUCACCACAUUACCGGUACCUAUCAGCAAUAA
This is a messenger RNA of Penicillium maclennaniae, 159 nucleotides long. RefSeq lists its product as uncharacterized. NCBI's taxonomy places the organism in Eukaryota, Fungi, Ascomycota, Eurotiomycetes, Eurotiales, Aspergillaceae. The record is from RefSeq and is a predicted model, not a curated record. The coding region runs from base 1 to 159 and encodes 52 amino acids. The transcript has a single exon.